AAGAGUCUUUAAGAACCCAUAUAAAUGCACCACAAACCCUCCCUCCACUUCGGCGCUUCUUUGUUUUUAGGGCUUCCGAUCGAGAGCGCGGCGGGCAAGGCAGGGAGUGAAGCCGUACCAGAGAACCAAACAUGGUGCACGUCUCCUUCUAUCGUAAUUAUGGAAAGACUUUUAAGAAGCCUCGACGUCCUUAUGAGAAGGAGCGUUUGGAUGCGGAACUUAAGCUUGUAGGUGAAUAUGGGCUUCGUUGUAAAAGAGAGCUGUGGAGGGUUCAAUAUGCAUUGAGCCGAAUCCGUAAUAAUGCAAGGAUGCUUUUAACUCUUGAUGAAAAGAAUCCGCGUAGGAUUUUUGAGGGUGAGGCCCUGCUUAGGAGGAUGAAUAGGUAUGGUCUUUUGGAUGAGAGUCAAAACAAGCUCGAUUAUGUCUUGGCUCUUACUGUUGAGAAUUUCCUCGAGCGUCGUCUCCAAACUCUUGUGUUCAAGUCUGGAAUGGCUAAAUCUAUUCACCAUGCUAGAGUGCUCAUCAGACAAAAGCAUAUAAGGGUUGGGAGGCAAGUGGUUAACAUCCCUUCUUUCAUGGUGAGAGUUGAUUCACAAAAGCACAUAGACUUCUCUCUUACCAGUCCAUUUGGAGGUGGACGCCCCGGAAGGGUGAAGAGAAAGAACCAGAAAGCAGCUGCCAAGAAGGCUGCUGGUGGAGAUGGAGAUGAAGAAGACGAGGAUUGAGUUACUGACUAGAAACUCAUCAUUAGAGAAUGGUAAAAGAUUAGCCAAGGGUCUCAGGUAACUGAGAUUAACCUCAACAACCUAUUUCCUGCAGCUAGACUUUUUCUUGUAUUGCAUUGAUGAGAAUGUUACAUCUCUUAGAAGUUUUGCGUUAAUUUUUUUGUUUCCCAUUUAGAGCUGUUUUUAUGGUGGAUGGAACUAGCUUUCAAUUUUGGACAAGCGUCUGUUUGAACUUAGUUUCCAUAGUUUUGUUGCCAUGAUUGGACCUCGUUACUCAUAACUCCUCCACAUCUUGAAUGUAUUGAGUUUAUUUGAUCUA
This is a messenger RNA of Cucumis sativus (cucumber), 1044 nucleotides long. RefSeq names its product 40S ribosomal protein S9-2. Gene Ontology annotation, cellular component: cytosolic small ribosomal subunit. The coding region runs from base 132 to 725 and encodes 197 amino acids. Lineage: Eukaryota; Viridiplantae; Streptophyta; Magnoliopsida; Cucurbitales; Cucurbitaceae. The transcript has 3 exons. Gene Ontology annotation, molecular function: rRNA binding; structural constituent of ribosome. Gene Ontology annotation, biological process: positive regulation of translational fidelity; translation. The record is from RefSeq and is a predicted model, not a curated record.